GGUUCGCGCUGUGGCCGGCGCAGCUUCCCUCAGGGCGUCGCGGUGGUGUCGCUGCCGGCCAGGCUCCCCGGUAUGCCGAGAGGCUCCCCGACCCUCCCCGGAGGCGCCGCCGUCUCGGAGGCCGGGUGGAUGGAGGGGACUGCCAGGAUUGUGGAUAAGAACAUCUACAUCAUACAAGGUGAAAUCAAUACAGUAGUGGGAGCCAUAAAGCGCAGCGCAAGAUGGAGCACUCAUACACACAUGGAUGAAGAACGUGAUCCCCUGUUGCACAGCUUCAGUGUCCUGAAAGAAGUUCUCAAUAACAUAACAGAUCUUUCAGCAAUUGAGCCUAUUGUCUUUCUUCGGCCUUUCCUGGAAGUUAUCCGCUCUGAAGACACUACUGGCCCCAUCACUGGAUUGGCCCUGACAUCAGUGAAUAAGUUCCUAUCAUAUGCACUAAUAGAUUCUAACCAUGAAGGCACAGCUGAGGGAAUGGAGAACAUGGCAGAUGCUGUCACACACGCCCGGUUUGUGGGCACAGACCCUGCGAGUGAUGAGGUGGUCCUGAUGAAGAUCUUGCAGGUCUUGAGGACUUUACUCCUCACUCCUGUUGGAGCUCAUCUCACCAAUGAGUCCGUGUGUGAAAUCAUGCAAUCCUGCUUUCGUAUAUGCUUUGAGAUGAGGCUUAGCGAGUUAUUGAGAAAAUCUGCAGAGCACACUCUGGUUGACAUGGUACAGCUGCUCUUCACAAGGUUAUCUCAGUUCAAAGAAGAGCCUAAAAGCUAUGCAGGGACUAACAUAAAGAAGUUGAAAAUGAGAGCAGGAGGAAUGAGCGACUCGUCAAAAUGGAAGAAGCAGAAGCGAUCACCACGGACCUCUUGCCACGUAACCAAAGCAUCUCCAGGAUCAGAGCAGCCUACUUCCAACGGCACAGGCAUGUCAGGCAACAUAACAGCAGGUGGAGUCAGUUUUGUCGAUGUACCUUCUCCCAUCUCAUCUGGAAGUUCGGAAACUGCAUCUUCUGCAGUAAGCCCAUCUACUGACAGUGGCGUAGAGCUUUCUUCCCAGAUGAGCUCAAAAGAAGAUCUUACAGACUUGCAACUAGUCAACCCUUUGGGAAUCAGUGCAGCGAUGUCUUUAAGUGAGCCUAUGUGCAGAGAGCAGCUAGACCCCCAGAAUGAAUACUUCCCAGAAGAAAAGACCCCCUCUGCGUCCGUCGAGUCCAUCCCAGAAGUUCUAGAGGAGUGCACAUCUGCAAUUGAACACUCAGACCCCACUUCUGUCCAUGACAUGGACUAUGUAAAUCCCCGGGGAGUGCGGUUUACUCAGUGCUCUCAAAAGGAAGGCACAGCAUUAGUCCCUUAUGGGCUGCCUUGCAUCCGAGAACUCCUCCGUUUUCUCAUCUCCCUCACGAACCCACAUGACCGCCACAACUCAGAGGUGAUGAUCCACAUGGGGCUACAGCUGCUCACUGUUGCCUUGGAGUUGGCUUCUGUGACCAAGUGCCCAUCCCUCCUAGGACUCGUAAAGGAAGAGUUAUGUCGCUAUCUCUUUCAAUUGUUGAGUGUGGAGCGGCUCAAUUUGUACUCAGCUUCCCUUCGAGUUUGUUUCCUCCUCUUUGAAAGUAUGAGAGAGCACCUGAAAUUCCAACUGGAGAUGUACAUAAAGAAGUUGAUGGAGAUAAUCACUGUAGAAAACCCCAAGAUGCCUUAUGAGAUGAAGGAGAUGGCCCUGGAGGCCAUAGUUCAACUCUGGAGAAUUCCUAGUUUUGUCACCGAGCUCUAUAUCAACUAUGACUGUGACUACUACUGUGCUAAUCUUUUUGAAGAUCUCACCAAACUGCUCUCCAAGAACGCCUUUCCCGUUUCUGGACAACUGUACACCACUCACCUGCUGUCCCUUGAAGCACUGCUGACAGUAAUUGAUAGCACUGAAGCACAAUGCCAAGCCAAAGUACUGAGCAGCAUCUACCAGCAGGAGAAGGAUGCUUUGAAAUUGAAAACAGAAAAUGCUUGCAGUAUCAAAGAAACCAGCCACAUUGCUGAGGGGCGAUUGACAGAAGGCAACCCCCCCAAUCCAGAAUUGUUAGAGGCGCGUCCAUCCCCAAAUGGCUGCUCGGUGGCCGGCCACUUGAAGCAACAAGGCUCUCUGAAUGUGGAGAUGGGAAAUGAUGCAGUGGAGAAGACCAUGCCAAAGAAGCCUACCCGCUUUUCCUGCCUCCUGCCUCCAACACGUGAACUGAUAAAAAUUAAGAGUAAAAAGAAGCUCUUGAUAAAUGGUUCGGAGCAAUUCAACCAAAAGCCAAAAAAGGGGAUACAGUUUCUGCAGGAGAAAAACCUUUUGGCUACCCCCAUGGAUAAUAACGAAGUGGCAAAGUGGCUGCGGGAGAAUCCUAGACUGGACAAGAAAAUGAUUGGGGAAUUUGUGAGCGACCGGAAGAAUGUGGACUUGCUGGAAAGUUUCGUGGGGACUUUCAGUUUCCCAGGCUUACGACUGGAUGAAGCCUUGAGACUCUACCUAGAAGCCUUCCGGUUGCCAGGAGAAGCGCCUGUAAUCCACAGGCUUUUGGAAGCCUUUACAGAACAUUGGCGAAAAUCAAAUGGGUCUCCAUUUGCUAACAGUGAUGCUUGCUUUGCCUUGGCCUAUGCAGUUAUUAUGCUAAAUACUGACCAACACAACCAUAAUGUUCGGAAACAGAGUGUACCUAUGACACUAGAGGAAUUCCGAAAAAACCUGAAAGGGGUCAAUGGAGGCAAAGACUUUGAACAGGACAUGCUGGAGGACAUGUACCAUGCCAUCAAAAAUGAAGAGAUAGUGAUGCCGGAGGAGCAGACAGGCCUUGUAAAGGAAAACUAUAUGUGGAGCGUGCUGUUGCAUCGCGGGGCCACUGACGAAGGCAUCUUUCUGCAUGUGCCACCUGGCAGCUACGACCACGACCUUUUUGCCAUGAUUUGGGGGCCGACUGUUGCUGCUCUCUCCUAUGUUUUUGACAAAAGCCUAGAUGAAACAAUCAUCCAGAAGGCACUCUCUGGUUUCAGAAAAUGUGCCAUGAUUUCUGCCCAUUAUGGCCUGAGUGAUGUUUUUGACAACCUCAUAAUUUCUCUCUGCAAGUUCACAGCCCUCAGCAGUGAGUCCAUUGAGAACCUGCCGACUGUUUUUGGAAGUAACCCAAAGGCCCACAUUGCGGCAAAGACGGUGUUUCACUUGGCUCAUCGCCAUGGUGAUAUUCUGCGGGAGGGCUGGAAAAAUAUCAUGGAGGCCCUGCUGCAGCUUUUCAGAGCAGAGCUGUUGCCAAAAACCAUGGUGGAGGUUGAAGAUUUUGUAGAUCCCAAUGGCAAGAUCUCUCUGCAGCGUGAGGAGACACCUUCGAAUCGGGGUGAGUCCACGGUGUUAAGUUUUGUUAGCUGGCUCACACUCAGCGGCCCAGAACAAUCUGGCAUGAGAGGGCCGUCUACAGAGAACCAGGAGGCAAAGCGAAUGGCCCUGGAGUGUAUAAAGCAAUGCGACCCCGAGAAGUUGAUCACUGAGAGCAAGUUUCUACAACUGGAGUCCCUCCAGGAACUAAUGAAGGCUCUGAUCUCUGUGACUCCUGAUGAAGAAACAUACGAUGAAGAAGAUGCUGCUUUCUGCUUGGAGAUGCUUCUGAGGAUCGUUCUGGAGAACAGGGAUCGUGUGGCCUUUGUGUGGCAGGCAGUGCGAGAUCACCUCUAUCACUUGUGUGUCAACGCUGUGGAAUAUUGCUUCCUAGUGGAGAGAGCAGUGGUGGGGCUGCUGCGUCUGGCAAUUCGGCUGCUCCGAAGGGAAGAGAUCAGUGCCCAGGUGCUGCUCUCCUUGCGUAUUUUAUUGAUGAUGAAGCCCAGCACGCUGAACAGGGUCAGCCACCAAAUUGCAUAUGGCCUUCACGAGCUCCUCAAGACCAAUGCAGCCAACAUCCACUCUGGAGAUGACUGGUACACACUCUUUACCCUCCUGGAAUGUAUUGGGUCAGGGGUGAAGCCACCCCCAGCUCUGCAGGCUACAGCAAGAGGCGAGAAUGACACAGGUGCUCAGUCAGACAGUGAGAUCUACCACCCAAAUGAAUCCAGCCUAGAUCGUGGCUAUACUUCUGAUUCAGAGGUGUAUGCAGAUCACAGCAAGCAAGGCAAAAUGCAUCGUUCCGUGACUGACGUAGAUGUGGUGAACAGUGGCUGGCUUGUGGUUGGAAAGGAUGACCUGGACAGUCCAAAAGCCAUCAUAGGACCCUCCAAGUUGGGCAGCUCACCCCUGGUGAAUCAGUACAGUCUGACAGUAGGGCUGGAUCUGGGCCCGCAUAAUACCAAAUCUCUGAUGAAGUGCGUGGAGUCUUUGUCUUUCAUUGUGCGAGAUGCUGCCCAUGUCACACCUGAGAACUUUGAGCUUUGUGUCAAAACCAUACGCAUCUUCGUGGAGGCCAGUCUAAAUGGAGGGUGCAAAUCACAGGAGAAGCGGGGGAAGAGCCAUAAGUAUGACCCCAAAACAGCCCGUUUCAAGAAGAAAGCCAAGGAGAGGCACUCGAGGGGCUCCAGCCAGCACCAGCACCGCUCUCCCAGUGAUGAGGAGGAAGAGGAUGAGAGCGUCCCUGCCAGUUACCACACGGUGUCUUUACAGGUUAGUCAGGACCUGCUGGACCUAAUGCACACCCUACACACGCGAGCUGCUAACAUCUACAACUCCUGGGCAGAGGAGCAGCGCCAUCUAGAGGCCACAAGGAAGAAGAUUGAAGCAGACUCUCAGACACUGUGGGCCAAUUGCUGGUGCCCGCUCCUGCAAGGUAUCGCCUGCUUGUGCUGCGAUGCACGACGGCAAGUGCGGAUGCAGGCCCUGACCUACCUGCAGCGGGCGCUCCUUGUCCAUGACCUGCAGGCCCUGGAUGCCUUGGAAUGGGAAUCCUGCUUCAAUAAGGUGCUCUUUCCUUUGCUGACCAAACUCUUGGAAAACAUUAGCCCAGCAGAUAUUGGUGGGAUGGAGGAGACCAGAAUGAGAGCCUCAACUCUGCUUUCCAAGGUCUUCCUGCAGCACUUGUCCCCACUGCUGUCCCUCCCCACUUUUGCGGCUUUGUGGCUGACCAUCUUGGAUUUCAUGGACAAGUACAUGCAUUCCGGUUCCAGUGACUUGCUGCCAGAGGCAAUCCCUGAGUCAUUGAAGAACAUGCUGCUGGUGAUGGAUACAGCUGGAAUAUUCCAUAGCGCUGACUCACGAACAGGCUACUCGGAUCUCUGGGAGAUCACCUGGGAGCGCAUAGACUGCUUUCUGCCAAAGCUGCGAGAUGAACUCUUUAAACAGACAGUCAUUCAAGACCCAGUUUCCACUUUACCGGUAGAGAUGCAUCCUCCGAAACAAACAGUAUCCGUUCUGCCACAUGCCUCUGGAGGGGAUGCAAGGCCAGCCACCCACGCCGCACCUCCUGACAAGACUCCUGAGCUGGCAACGAAUGAUCCCGAGAGUGCCUCUGGCCCAGGCACAAGCCCGUCAAGCCCCUCUGGGCCACAGAUUCUCGCUCCAGCAGCACCCACAAAAGCCAGUUCAGUGAAAGAUCCUCCUCCAGCAAUGGCACAGCAACCUCUGAUCCUCCAGCCGCUGGCUUCCCCCUUACAGGUGGGGGUGCCGCCUAUGACUCUGCCCAUUAUUCUGAACCCAGCCCUCAUAGAAGCCACUUCUCCUGUGCCGCUCCUGGCCUCCCAGCGGCCCAGUGACCCCAUGACAACUUCUGAAGUCAACUGAGGGGCUGCAGAGGGCAGCUGGCUGCAGGGGUGUUAGCGUUACAGGAUUUGGGCCAUACUCCGUUGGGUAGAAGCCAUGCUUACUGUCAGGAAGGCCUGUGCAGAAGAGCAGCAGGCUGCUUUGCCAAGGUGGCUCUUUUCUCUGGUGAAACCCUAAGCCAAAAUCCUCAUCCCAGCGCAACUGUUGUAGAGUUCCCGACUCCUUUUGGACAGAGGGCAUCUCUGUGUUGGCCGUGGCCACUUUCUCUGUUCUUCAGAACUGAGGGCAGCAGCCAGGCUUUUCAGCACAGACCUGCAGCCUGUGGCCCAGACAGGUGGGAGCUCUUGGCAGAGGAGGGGGGGGGGGAGAGCAAAGGAACCAGUUUCCCCAAGAGAUCAAGCAGAAAAGCUUCCAGCAGGCAUGUUCUGCCCCGUUGCUUUCUUGUCUCUCUUCCUUGGCACUCGCCCAGAAGAUGGCUGUUUUCCAGGCCCCCCUUUGCCUCUUGCUGCCUCCCCGGGGCUUGAGAGUUGGGUAGCUUGGUCAGUGGCAUGCUGGCCUUCUGAGCUGAGCUUGAAAAGGCCAGGGGAUGUAGAGGCCUGGCCCCGAAGGAGGAUUCUCUCUGCAACACGAAGCGAGCAGCAGCAUCUUGACCAAAACCCUGCCCUGGAGCCUCUCCUCUUUUUAACGGGGUCUCCUUCAGGCUCGCAGCCUCCCAGGGAAAGAGAGGCCCUGAUGGGGGAUGGACAGUGCCUGGUUGAGAGGCUGUUGGGAGUGGGCAGGAAGCAGCCUCUACUGGACGUUCUAGGACUCCUUCAGGAAUCGGCUGCCAAGUUUCUCUCUGUUCCUUGCCAGCAGUCUGUUGCACUUUAGGAGGGUGCCACUGCCCUCCUGCACCACCGGCCUCUCAGCAUGAAACCAGAGAGUGCAACGUGUCUCAUCUAGUGCUUCCUGCCUCUUAUGCAUUAGACUACAGUUCUCCACAUUUACUGCAGAAUCCCAUUGGGGACUGAAGCCGGUGUCUACUGUGUGGAACAGCAGGUGACUGUGCAUUGUGUAUGUGUAUAUACACACACAUAUAUAUAUAAAGAGUCAGUUGACUUUUUACAGUGGAAUAAAUAUGAUCUGUAAAUGA
Messenger RNA from Eublepharis macularius, 6829 nucleotides. RefSeq names its product golgi brefeldin A resistant guanine nucleotide exchange factor 1 (gene GBF1). The transcript has 40 exons. Gene Ontology annotation, molecular function: guanyl-nucleotide exchange factor activity. The coding region runs from base 73 to 5718 and encodes 1881 amino acids. The record is from RefSeq and is a predicted model, not a curated record. Gene Ontology annotation, biological process: regulation of ARF protein signal transduction. NCBI's taxonomy places the organism in Eukaryota, Metazoa, Chordata, Lepidosauria, Squamata, Eublepharidae.